AUGGCGCUGCGGGUGUUGGAGUUGUUCAAAAAUGGAGUUUUAAUAAUUGAUGAAAUUGAUGAAGUGCUGCAGCCUUUGAAGAGCGAGCUGCACUGGCCGCUGGGCCCGAGGCAGCCGCUGGACUUCACGGCCAAGCAGGGCUUUGCUGCUGCUGCGGGGCAGCAGCAGCAGCGGCCCGGGGCCCCGCUGCAGCUCGGCCAGCAGCAGUCCGCUGCUGCUGCUGCGGCGGCUGCUGCUGCUGCUGCUGCUGCCGACGGCGUCACCGAACCCCUCAUUUCCCCCAGACAAACUGAACAGCCGCUGCAGUGGCUCUUCGAAGAUGACGAGGGCAUGCGCUGGCAGCUUCCCUGGUUCCUCCUCGACGCAAUUUUCUACUUCUACAGCGGGAAAACAACUGUCUCCUGCACCGGCACUGCGGAGACUUGGCGGCUGCUGGGGCUGAUUCGGCGGCAGCUGCAGCAGGGAGUGCAGCAAAAGGCGCUGCAGCAAAGUCCCCAUUUGCUGCUGCUGUCCCCCGCCUGGUACCACGACAACCUCAAACCGCUGCUGGCUCCCUGGCUGGGCCUUUUCUUUCGCCUCAAGAAGCUCACGGGCCUUUCCCAGGAGCAGCAGCAGCAGUACAUUGUGAGCAUGCAGCAGCAGCUGCAGCGCAGCAGCAGCUGCAGCACAAGAAAGAAGCAGCACAAGAGCUGCCUAGGGGCCCUUAGGAGACAGACACAGCAGAUAGAAGCAUGA
Eimeria tenella is the source of this 735-nucleotide messenger RNA. RefSeq lists its product as uncharacterized. NCBI's taxonomy places the organism in Eukaryota, Apicomplexa, Conoidasida, Eucoccidiorida, Eimeriidae. The coding region runs from base 1 to 735 and encodes 244 amino acids. The transcript is spliced from 2 exons. The record is from RefSeq and is a predicted model, not a curated record.